CUGCCUUAAAACAAGAAAUCAAUCGAUAACGUUUAGAGGGAAAUGGAGUGAAGAGAGAUGCGGAGGAUAAGAAGAUGAGGGGUUGUGCAAUUGUAACCGGUUUCACACUUGCUCCCCUCUACAAGCCUACUACUACUUCUUCGCUCUUCCAGUUCCCAACUUGGUCCUUUUCUACUCCGAUUUUCAUACUACCAAAAAGAACCAACAGGAACAGGUCUUUGUCUCAAUUGAAGAGGCGUAAUUUUUAUGGGAAUGCGUGUGACGAAAGUUUCGGUUGUGGUUGUGUACCAUCAUCUUCUCCUCAAGCAGAAGAUGGCUUUGAUGUUGAUGACAACUGUUUUAUAGUUGUGAAUUUCUACCAUUUUGUCUUCAUCAAAGACCCAGAAGACGAGGUCUCCAAACACCUCUCAUUCUUGCAGGGUCUUGACAUACAUGGUCGAAUAUAUCUGAAUGAGCAAGGGAUUAAUGCACAGUACAGUGGGCCAUCAAAAGAUUCUCUUGCAUAUGUUAAAUGGUUAAGAGAAGACCACAGAUUUUCUGAUGUAUUGGUUCAGAUUUCUCCAGCUUUAGAUGGGCAUGCUUUCCCAAAGUUGAAGCUGCGGUAUAAGCCCUCACUUGUACAGUUGGAAGGAGGGAUUUCACAUCUUCCUUUACUUGAUCCCUCGAUGCGAGCAACGCCACUUACACCGUCUCAAUGGAGGAAUAAAUUGGAAACGUUGAAUAUAAUUGAUGAAACAUCAAAAGCAAACCUCAAUACGAAGUAUGUCCUAUUGGAUGUGAGAAAUGGUUAUGAAUGGGAUAUUGGUCACUUUCAUGGGGCUCAACGACCGGAUGUGGACUGCUUUAGGAGCACAUCAUUUGGGCUAUCCCAAUCAGAGGUCAUUACUCCAGAUCCUUUACACAGUGUUGAUAAAGAGAGAACAACUAUAUUGAUGUACUGCACAGGAGGCAUCCGUUGCGAUGUAUAUUCUUCGAUCCUCAGACAAAGGGGCUUCAAAAACUUGUACACCUUGAUCGGAGGUGUUUCUCAUUAUCUCAAGAAUGAAGGCCCAGUAGAAUGGGUUGGAAAUCUGUUUGUCUUCGACUCUCGUCUCUCUCUACCACCUUCCACUUUCAAGCCUGAAGUAAUGACCAAAUCAAGCAGCAUGCUAGUUGUUUCCAGGGAUACCUCAUUUGCUAGAUGCUACAUAUGUGGUUCACAACUUUCUGAAUUGAGGCACCGUAACUGUGCAAAUAUUGACUGCAACCUGCUUUUCUUAUGCUGUAAAGACUGCACGAACGAUCUAAGAGGAUGUUGUUGUGUGAAAUGCACGGCUGCCUCUCGACUUAGGCCAGUGCUACCAGGGCAUCAGAGAUACAAAAAAUGGUAUUAUUAUCAAGAACUGGAGUUGCAAAGCAGAUGACAGCUUAGUCAGGCAUUGUUUUCCUGAGUUUGGAAGUGGGUAUUCUUCUGGCAUUACAAACCCAAACUAUUUCUUCAGUGAGGAUCCAUCAGUUGUGGAAGCCAUCAAUGGGCGUUUAUUACUGGAAGAUUGUAAUUUAUAUUACGGGACAGUACAUUCAUUAUUUAUCCAUUUAAGGUUCGUUUCGGCUUGUAUUUUCUUCAGAAUAUGCCACCGAUUGAGGCUUCAAUGUCUCCUAUCAUUUUCUGCAUGUCUCUUUUGCUUUUCAAAAACUCUUUUUUGGCUCACACAGUGCAUGUGAUUGCAAAGGCUGACCCCCUCAAGUGCGUCAUGUCAAGACCUGUUCUUUCUGGGUGGCUUCCAAGGUGGUCGAUUCUGUUCAACGAGUUUGAAAUCUUGUAUAGUUCACGAAAAGCAAUCAAAGGACAAGCCCGUGUUUUAGUUUUGA
Cornus florida is the source of this 1851-nucleotide messenger RNA. RefSeq names its product rhodanese-like domain-containing protein 8, chloroplastic. The transcript is spliced from 8 exons. Lineage: Eukaryota; Viridiplantae; Streptophyta; Magnoliopsida; Cornales; Cornaceae. The record is from RefSeq and is a predicted model, not a curated record. The coding region runs from base 75 to 1403 and encodes 442 amino acids.